Phanerochaete carnosa HHB-10118-sp is the source of this 2043-nucleotide messenger RNA. RefSeq lists its product as uncharacterized. Lineage: Eukaryota; Fungi; Basidiomycota; Agaricomycetes; Polyporales; Phanerochaetaceae. The transcript has 7 exons. The coding region runs from base 144 to 1277 and encodes 377 amino acids. The record is from RefSeq and is a predicted model, not a curated record.
UCAGGAUUGUCAAUUUCUCAUGCAUGUCUCCCUCGACCGACGCAGUGGACCAUAGCUUAUACUCACCCCCCUUGCCCCGGACCAUCCACUUUGCCCCUUGAACUCGACAGUCGUUCUUGGCUAAGCGUUAGAAGGCUGCCUUGAUGCCUCUGCGGCUCGCAUUCGUUUGCUGUUCUAUUGUCACUCUCCCUUGGCUCACUUCGGUACAUGCGAAGGGAGGCGCCUUAUGGUGUGGGACCCUGAUGUGUGUGGAUGUCGUUACUAGAGGCAACACUGUGUCUUAUGAGAUGAAAGCUCUCAAUCAGCUGGGCUGGAUGUCCAUAGGCUUCGGCUCUUCUAUGAACAACAACACUCCGGUCGUCGUGAUGUGGCCAAACCCAGACGGAUCGAUCACUUUAUCCCAACGGAUAGCUUCAGGCCACGUUGAGCCUAGACUUGACCCAAGUCCUUCGCGGGUAGCCACUGUAUCAGACCACAUGGAUAUUAUUUCGGAUACCAGUCCUAUCCUUGCCUUCGACAUGCCGAAUAAUGGAGACACAGUCGAAAGCCUAAUCUGGGCCUUUGGGGUAACCUCACCAAAUUCUUCGGACCCAUCAGCAGAUAUCGAGCAACAUCUCGACGCAGGGACGUUCUCGUUGGACCUAAUCUCGUCAACACCCACGAACUCUCCAUCCUCUUCCCACUCCUCGACGUCCUCGAGUACUUCUUCGUCUUCGGGACCGGUAUCCCCUUCCGCCGUACCCGCGAUGUCGUCAUCAAGCGAGCAGUCCCAUCAAACUAUUCUCGUUGCUCAUGCAGUCCUCAGCUUCCUCGGGUUUUCUGUGUUCCUUCCGCUCGCUGCCGUGUUAGCUCGCUGGGGCCGCACGCUUUCUAACUACUGGUACCGCGCCCACUGGCUCGUGGUAGCGAUGUUCGGCCUGCCCACGAUGCUUCCAGGGUGGGUACUGGGCCCCGUGCUCGUGUCUCGCCAGCGCCACAAACAUGUUGUGAAUGAACAUCAGAUCGUCGGAGUCCUCGUUUUCGCACUCUGCGUCGUACAACUUUCGGUCGGCACAUUCAUCGGCUUGCGUAGUCGGCCGCCCAGGAAGGCGCAUCCUGUGCGCAAUGUUCUCCAUGUCAUGCUUGGCUUGCUUAUCAUAGGACUGUCUUUCUCUGAGCUCUUCACAGGGAUAUCUCGCACUUUGACACUGAGCUCCAACAGCAAGAGGCUGCUUACAGUUGGCUGUAUCAUCUGGACAACUGUAAGCUCAACCCUGCUGACGUUGCAGGAAGGUUAACUGACAGGCCUGCUCCGACCGGCCGCGAUAUACACCGUUCUAGGGUAUUUCUGCAACAUACGCAUCCGGGCUACUUCGCCUCCGUCGGCAAUUCGACCAAGAACGCUUGGGCUGGCACCUCCCGCUGCCCUCUCCGCCGCGCGCAACGCCCCCUGCAGACGCGCACCCCAUCAUUGUUGGGCAGCUUCUCAGGAAUUCUCCCGGCCGUCCCCCACGCGCUCACGAAGACGAGGACAACGAGCUAGAUGAUGUAUUUCGUCACAUAAGCUCGGGCGGUCCGACCUCCCAAGAUAUGUUGCGGGCACCAUCAGUUAUCGAGAUGCGCGAACUGCAGGGCCACCUCCCUAUCUCCGUGCGCUACUGAUAUGUUGCAGACGUAGUGGUAGCUUAAUUUCCUGAAACGCAUUGGUGGACAAUUAUGCUCAAUAGGUUCUUGAGAUUUGUGCCCUAUUAGGGCGCCGCACUAGAACGAAAAACACCUAGACAUUCGGGAGUAAUUGUACAUAGUUUGCUACAGUGCUGGACGAGACUCUUGGGAGGCCUAUCGAGAUACUACACAUCAUACUACUAUACAGAGUCGUUAUUUGAAUGAUACCGCCGAUAACGUAGAACGUCCAGCAAGCAGUGCGAGGCAUCGGACCCCUUCCCCCAGUGUGCGGCACGUUCCCGUAAUGUGGGAGGGCCGUCUGGAUGGGUGGGGGUUAUGGGAGCGAGGGUGUCGAGCCGGGGGAAUGUUUUGGAACUGUCAAGUCUCUGUUAGCUUAGU